AUGUCAGCCGAGACGUUCCAAGUGGGGAAUCGGAACUCGAUUGCAACUCCAAGUGGAUCAAAAGUAGAAAACUGGCACUCCAUCAUUCGACAGGGAUUAGUGGUGGCGUCUGACACAGAAAAGCAGGUUAAUGGAGCAAUUUAUGGAAAAGGAAUUUAUUUGAGUCCAUCCGUGAGUGUUUCGUCAAAAUAUUCAGGAAUCGGCUACAGUGUAUACAAUCCAGACAUGUGCAAGUCAACCUCUAGGUUCUUGACAAGUGAUAGCAUCACCUGCAUAGCUCUUUGUGAAGUAAUAACAUCUCCAGAUCUGAAAAAGCAUGGUGACAUUUGGGUGUGUCCAAAAGACUGUCAUGUCUGCACAAGAUUCUUCUUUGUGCAUGAAGAGGACCAGGUGGGUUAUAUCGAUGUGCAUACUCAAGAUCAAAAGUACAAGGAGGAAAUUUCUAAAGCAGUCGGCUACCAUAAGCACACUGUCAGGUGAAAAUGUAACUUGCCAAAUAUGUUGAAUUGGCCGUUAACUGUGUUUAACUGGGACAUUGAUCUUGCAUUCAAGUCUUUUAAAGUUGCAGAUCUUGCAGUUUAAAUCAAUGAAAAUGGACACUAAGUUGGGUUAAUUUAUAAAAAAUAUAACACAUAUCAAUAAAGACCCUAGUUUCAACCCACGAAAAUGAACACUAAGUUUGGUUAAUUUAUAAAAAAUGUAACACAUAUCAAUAAAGACCCUAGUUUCAACCUAUGAAAAUGGACACUAAGUUGGGUUAAUUUAUAAAAAAUGAAAGACAUUUGAAUAAAGACCCUAAUGUAAACUCACUGGCUACCAGCGGAAUUUGCUAUUUAUCAAACAUAAUCAAACAACCAGAAAUUAUGCUAAACAAAUUGACAUAAUAAUUUCAGACUUCAUUUGGUCUUAUAGAAAACAUUUUAUAUCAAGAGAGCAACUUCUUCAACUACCUAGGUGGGUUGGGAGUUGUAAAUGUUUGAUUAAAAAUUAACACUCAAAGAAUUAAAUUCAUAACACGGUCACUCAGGUUAGAGGGAUCGAUGGGCUUUGGAAAUCACUAGCCGGUUACUUUUUAAACCAGUAUAAAAAUGUAAAUAUCGAAAGAUAUGCUUGUAAUGUAACAUUAUCAACAGAAAACAGGGCCCUAUUUCACAAAACAUCGUAAGUUACGUCUGCUACUAGCAGUUACACCGGCCGUGCGUUUACACGUGUUUGGCAUCAAUUUCACGCAGAAACUUACAUCAUUACGAAGGCUGGAGUAUUUUAAAGACAAAAGAAAAUGAAAUAUGGGCUCUUCUAACUAUAUUUGUUGAACUAUAAUAGUAAUAAGAAUCGUAGAUUUACGUUUACGUUCAAAACGUAACUUACGAUGUUUAGUGAAAUAGGCUCCUGAACUUCAGAUCAAUGCUGAACAUUUACAAACAAAUGUUACUAGCUUGGACAGACUUGGACUUGAAGGGAUGUACCCUAGUUUUUAAACACUAAGGCAUAUAUUUUACUAUUAGAACUGAAAUCAUACUUUAUUUAGAUUUUAUUGUUUAGUUUAUCCAUUUCCAUACAUUCAAAGAGUUUUUGG
Gigantopelta aegis is the source of this 1576-nucleotide messenger RNA. Its product is annotated as protein mono-ADP-ribosyltransferase PARP6-like. The coding region runs from base 1 to 480 and encodes 159 amino acids. The transcript is spliced from 6 exons. NCBI's taxonomy places the organism in Eukaryota, Metazoa, Mollusca, Gastropoda, Neomphalida, Peltospiridae. Gene Ontology annotation, molecular function: NAD+ poly-ADP-ribosyltransferase activity; protein serine/threonine kinase activator activity; kinase binding. Gene Ontology annotation, biological process: endoplasmic reticulum unfolded protein response. Gene Ontology annotation, cellular component: membrane; nuclear envelope; intracellular anatomical structure. The record is from RefSeq and is a predicted model, not a curated record.